UGUGCGCUAUGGGGGUAGUCGAAGGCACCCGCUUAUGAUUUCCAGUUUUGAAAACCAUGGCGUAUCGUAUUUCAUAAACACCCUGUUCUCCUCAGUUGUCCUGUUAGUCCUGUGUUUAAUGUAAGGAGAAAUUCGAUUCUUUCACGGGUGGAAUAUAGCAACAAAGAUAAAUGGAAAGGAGAAAGAGAUAGUCGGCGACACUUGCCGAAGCACAACUGCAACAAGAAUGGCAUCAAGUUUGUCACAAGAGCGGUUUAACCGCACACCGCGCCGUUCGCAGUCGAUGUACAUAGCCAGAGAAGGGUUAGACGAACCUGACAUACUAAAGAGAAGAGCUCAUUCAACAAGAGCUGGUAGGAAACGUCGCAGAUCAUCGUUGUUCACUGGCAAGUCCAUGCCAAAGAUUCCACAAAUAGAGAACACAGUAAAUAUGUUUGAAAGAGUUAUCAAAGCUCUGAGGGAUUGUGCUGAAAAUGUCAAAGACAGAAUCAAUAAAUCACCUGUAACGGCAAGGAGAGCAUUGGAGCAAAAGUUGAGAUGGUGUGAAGAGAGAUUGGAUCAAGUCGACGGCCUGUGCGAGUUCUACCAACACGAAAUUAAAAUGAGACAAGGUGCAAGAAACCUUGAAACAGCUUUGCAGUCGUAUGGUGUAAAACAUGGUCACGAUAAGUGCAAGUCAAACUAUCGCGAGUCAACUCAGAAUAUGUGUGAGAUUGAGGAAGAAUUCGAACGGCGGAUUGGAAGAUUCAAAGUCCACGUUGACGCACUUGAUGGUUUUGCGCGGCUCUGUCCCGGAGAUAAUUUUGAGGUUUUUGUACGGAAUGCGAUUGGUCGAAAGUGGAAGGCAAAAUGCAAAAUAGAACGAGAUGGUCAGAAAUGGACAGAGAAUCAUAUUGAAGUUAAAGGAUCACUCAAGGAUACCCUCUUUCUAAGGAUUUUCGAAAUCAAAAAGAUCCAAUCAAACACGCAGCUUGGAAGUUUCUCUCUUCGAUUACGUAAUUACAUCGCCUCCUGUCCAAUCAGUCUUUCAAUACCAGUGAACAAGUCCGGAAAUCUUAAACUGAGAGUAACUUUUCAUUGGCAACCUCUCUCGACGAAGGAAGAAAGCAAGUUGAAGAAAUCAAAUCGCGAUUAUCCUCUAUCAGACGUCUACUUCGGCUCUGUUUUGAAUGUCAGUCAUAGCCCCGAGAUCUCCUUUAAUGUACCCGAUAAAGAUAAACCCUCAUCACCCUCUGCCGACCCGGAAAGUAUCGUACUUGGGUAUGAAUCAACGAAAUACAUGGAUCGUUUAGAAAGUCUUACUCAGUCUCUCUCGGAAGAAAGCGACUCGAGAACCUUUUUGGAUUCAUCAUCUUCCAAAGACGACGUUGUUACCUCAGACGAUAGCGAUGAGGCGAAAGUUUCGCCCACUUUCGAUAAAAUCAUUCGAAGACUUUUUGCCGUCCUGGAGAAACAUUUAGCUCAACAUCCUCAACUGCAAGGUUUAUAUGAAAAACUUGAAAAGCUCGAUGAGAUUUUACAGGUUGGUAAAUUAGGAAAGACAAAUUUCUCCGGCUCGGUGGAAAGUGCGUUAGAUAGUUUCAGCUUUCUCGAUCUGACUGAUGUCGGAACGAAACUCGGUGAUGACGUUCGAGCUUCUGAUACGGGAUACUUCAGCAGCACAAAUGACGAUCUGCCCAAGCCGCUCACAUCGCCCGAGGUCAAUCAUUCCAUGUACAUCAAAACAACGCGUUCUCAUCUGGAUGAUGCUUUGGGAACCGAUAAGAACGAAGACAGCAAAUCCCAAUCUUUCCUUUCUUCAUAUGAUAAUGUAGCCGAGGGCGAGCCAGAUGCUUGUUCGUACAAUUUUGAUCUCGCUUCGACCGGAAUCACGAUCAUAGAUAAGGUUUUGCUACAACACUUGGAAUUUUGUCUACAACUAACGAAGGAUUUCGGGUCUGUCGGUCCGCUGAAGUGUAAGGAAACAUCUGCGGUGAUCAAAUUAGAAUGGCAAUGCGGUAUAUUGCAUAAGUUGAUUCAGUUGGCAAACGACGGGACGACUCCCCACACCAUAUCGCAAGCUUAUCCACCAUUGGCUGCUAGCGGUCAUGACGAAAUGCUAUUGUUUUGGGCGGGCCAUUGUGGCAACAACCCUUUGUUUAUGGAAUAUGAACAAUUCAUACAAGCUCUUCGAGAUCAGUUUACAGCAUCAAUCGAUGAAAGGUUCCACUCCGUCUUGGACACUGUUUAUCCCGUUAUAUGCGUGAGAGUCUUGCAAGAAAACGACAGUCUUAUGACGCCGAUCAUUCCUCCCAGAUCUGUGGUUUCCAUUUAUCAAUUUACUGAUUACUUCCUCAUCGAUAACAGGUGGAAUCUUAUUCAAUUUGUGGAAAGUAUCGCCAAAGAAGUGUUGACGUAUGGUCAUUUGAUUAGCGAUAAAAAGUCGGUUGUUUUGACACAGCUUCAAAUGUACAACAAAAUUCCGUUCGAAAAAAGUUGCUGCGUCUGCACAUCGAGGCUGCUUGUUGAUCCUGACUCGGCACUAUCGGCUGCAGCGGGAGUCUACUUCGAAGCACUUUUGAAGGAUGAAAAGAAACGAGCUCAGGCAAUAUCGUAUUGUAUUGAGGCUUUAGAAGACAAUGAAGAAGACCUUAGAAUAGCUGUUUGCCAUGCAUUGAAGAAACUACAGGGAAAGGAAGCCAUUGAACAUUUGUCGUUCCUGGUUAAAUGCGAUACAGAUCGAGUAAAAAAAGCAUCGCAAAUAGCCUUGGCUAGUUUGGGGAACUCAGAGGAAAGUGAUGUUUCGAGUAAGGUAAAGAAUGGAGAUAUUUGGAAUCAAACUAUUGCUAUGUCUGACCUCUCAAAAAGCUCGGAAUUUUAAUCAUGUGCAGAUUGAACGAACGAAUUUAUAAUGCAUGUGCUGUUUCAGAUCUAAUGAAUGAAUUCUACCUGUGCUGGUUCAUUCAAAGAAUCGCAUGUGCUGAGCUAGUUGAUGAGUAUAAUUGAUUCCUUUUAUGGAUUACAUAUGCUAAUCUGAUGAAUAUACAUGUGGUGAUUCAUUUGAUGGAUCAGAUUAGCCUCAAAUAAAUUUAAAUGCGAUGUAAACUGUUCAAACUGUUUUACGUCGCGUACGAGUAAAUGUACGAAAAUGAUAUAAAGAUUUACGUUGCUAAUAUGAGUUCGAUUAUUCAAAUAUGGAUAAUAUAUGCAUGUUUAAAUUAUCCAAAAAUUGUAUUAUUUACUGUUGAAGUUAUAAAUAUAUAAAGCGAUUUUAAGAAAAAGCCCUCAAUAAAGUAAUGUUAAAUAUAUUUAAAAUUACAAUCUUUCAAAUACAUUGCAAUUUUCAUCGUCUUAA
Messenger RNA from Xenia sp. Carnegie-2017, 3334 nucleotides. Its product is annotated as rho family-interacting cell polarization regulator 1-like. The transcript is spliced from 33 exons. The record is from RefSeq and is a predicted model, not a curated record. The coding region runs from base 227 to 2860 and encodes 877 amino acids. NCBI's taxonomy places the organism in Eukaryota, Metazoa, Cnidaria, Anthozoa, Malacalcyonacea, Xeniidae.